Molecule: messenger RNA, 429 nt
Organism: Fonsecaea monophora
Lineage: Eukaryota; Fungi; Ascomycota; Eurotiomycetes; Chaetothyriales; Herpotrichiellaceae
Exons: 2
Coding region: 1-429 (142 amino acids)
Source: RefSeq, a predicted model, not a curated record
AUGGAGAUAUUCGCCCAGCCCAUAUGCUGUUGGAUUCCAAUCGACCGGGCAGUCAGAAUCGGCGAAGAGAUCGCCGUGCUGACUGAGCCAUUUGGGCGGCUACUUAGCAAAGACGACGACGGCGACCCUGGCACCUAUGGCCUGGCAGGGGCUCGAACCGAGACAUUUGCCCUCGGCUCUACUUACUACACCCUGCUACGUGGCCAUGAACCAGAAUUUCCGCCCUUGACCAAUUCGGCCAGCGACGCCAUUGUGAGAAAGUGCUGGAGUGGAGAAUAUCACUCGGUAACGAACCUUCUAGCCAAGUUUCCAGACGAUGGCGUGCAGGACAAUUCCACGAACGAGACUCAGGAAUGGUUGAAUCAGCUAGAAUCGCAAUACAGGGCAUUCGUCGAAAGUGGUCUUGUGGAUAGAUUAGAGAGAUAUUAG